Molecule: messenger RNA, 1359 nt
Organism: Trifolium pratense (red clover)
Lineage: Eukaryota; Viridiplantae; Streptophyta; Magnoliopsida; Fabales; Fabaceae
Product: probable ubiquitin-like-specific protease 2A
Exons: 8
Coding region: 142-1062 (306 amino acids)
Biological process (GO): proteolysis
Molecular function (GO): cysteine-type peptidase activity
Source: RefSeq, a predicted model, not a curated record
AACCAAUCUGUCGUGGUAUUAUCAGGAUUGAAAGCAAGCAAAUUGGAGUGGCUGAACUCAACUGACCACCGCAGCAGAGAAUUCCGUCCCAGCAGAUAUCCACUCACUCCGCACAGCGAUUCCCCGAUUCAUUCACAACACAUGGAUCUUAGGAAUCAAAAAAGAGAAACUGACUCAGGACGUGUACCCAAGUUUUUUUAUUCUUGUCAAAGAAAGAAAACUGAGACCAUAAUAGAGGUGAUAGAAAUUGACCCUGAAGUCGAUUUUGAGAAUCAGGAAGGAGAAUUUGACUCAAGACAUGAAACCAAGAUUGCUGAUGCUCAUCAUAAAAUCAAAACCGAGACUGUAAAAUAUGCGAUAGGAAGUGUUAGUUCAAUUUUUCCUUUUGAUUUGAAUAGUAUUCCUCGGCGACCGCGAACAAAAAUCAAGAGAAAAUUCAAAGGCAAUGUAGCUCUCUCUAGAUCCAAGGAAAAGCUAAAUAGUGGAGACUUUGAUUUCUACUUAGCGAAAAUAUGGAGGAGUUUCUCCGAAGAUAGGAAGAGGUCGUUUACAUACUUGGACAGCUUAUGGUUUGGCCUUUAUAGGAAUGCGAAAUGUAAAGAUAAGGUGCUGAGUUGGAUUAAUAAAAAACAUAUUUUCACAAAGGAAUACGUUUUUGUUCCUAUAGUCUGCUGGGGUCAUUGGAGUCUUCUGAUCUUCUGCCAUUUUGGCGAGAACUUGCAAUCCUUUAGUGGAUCACGUUGCAUGUUAUUGUUGGAUUCUCUUGAAAUGGCGGAUCCAAGAAGGAUUGAACCAGAGAUAAGAAGAUUUGUACAAGACAUUUACAAAGCAGGGGACAGGCCAGAGACUAAGCAUCUUAUAUCUCAAAUUCCAUUUUUAGUGCCCAAGGUGCCACAACAAAAAAAUGAUACGGAUUGUGGGAACUUUGUCCUCUAUUUCAUUAAACUGUUUUUGGAACUCGCACCUGAUAAUUUUAGCAUGGAGGGGUACCCUUACUUUAUGAAAAAAGAUUGGUUCAGCUUCGAAGAAUUGGAUAGUUUUUGUGAGAACUUGGUUCGUUGAAAGGGAUGUCCCCCAAUUUGAGUAGACUGGGCAAACAUACUUCAUUGUUGAUUUUUUUUUUUUUUUGCGCGCAUACAUGGUAAGGGGGAAUUUGUUCAUAUAGAAGGCAGACAUAUCCGGUUCAUUAUCCGGAAGAGACUAGAGAGUACAACUAUCAUAAAUAUGCAGUUCAACUUUAGGUUUUGUUCAGAUUGAUAGGAGCAGUAUAUAUAUAACUUUGUUGAUAAAAAUAGGUCUAAAUUGACAUAUUGUGUUUGUGUGUUCAUUGACAAUAUAAUGAAAUAUGAAUUUGAGUUU